Anoplopoma fimbria (sablefish) is the source of this 3444-nucleotide messenger RNA. Its product is annotated as plastin-3-like. Gene Ontology annotation, biological process: actin filament bundle assembly; actin filament network formation. The record is from RefSeq and is a predicted model, not a curated record. Gene Ontology annotation, cellular component: actin filament bundle; actin filament; cytoplasm. Gene Ontology annotation, molecular function: actin filament binding; calcium ion binding. Lineage: Eukaryota; Metazoa; Chordata; Actinopteri; Perciformes; Anoplopomatidae.
CUAGAUGUGGAUGGUAAUGGUUACAUCUGUGCCUCGGAACUCGCUGAACUCUUCCACAAGGUGGGCUGUUCCAUGCCCGGGUACCAGAUCAGAGAACUCCUCCAGAAGUUGGACAGAGACAACGACAGCCGCAUCAACCUUGAAGAGUUCACGUCUAUUUUCAAGGAAAUGAAGGAGGACCGCAUGUCCCAGAGUUUCAGGAAAGCUCUGAACAAGAAAGAAGGCACUAGCGCUCGGGGAACCAGCACCAUCUCUAGUGAAGGAACUCAGCAUUCCAUCUCUGAGCAGGAGCGCUUUGCCUUUGCCAACUACAUCAACUCUUCUCUGGAGAAGGAUCCAGACUGCAAACACGUCCUGCCCAUCAACCCCGAAACUGAAGCUCUGUUCAAAGCAGUGGCAGACGGCAUCAUACUUUGUAAACUCAUUAACCUUUCUGUCGCUGACACUAUUGAUGAGAGAACCAUCAAUAAAAAGAAACUCACAGCUUUCACCACUCAGGAGAAUCUGAACUUGGCUCUGAAUUCCGCCUCGGCCAUCGGCUGUCAAGUCGUCAACAUCGGCGCUCUAGAUCUGAAGGAGGGGAAACCUCACCUGGUGCUCGGACUCCUCUGGCAGAUCAUCAAGAUUGGACUGUUCGCCAACAUAGAGCUGAGCCGUAAUGAAGCUAUAGCAGCACUGCUGGAGGAAGGGGAGAGUCUGGAGGAGCUGAUGAAGCUCAGUCCUGAUGAGCUGCUGCUGCGCUGGGCCAAUUUCCACUUGAAGAAAGUUGGCAUGUCCAUAUCGAACUUUUCUGGAGACAUUAAGGACUCCAAGGCGUACUUCCACCUGCUAGAGCAGAUCGCUCCAGACGGCAGCAAAGAAGACGUCCCAAGGAUCGAGGUGGACAUGACUGGUCUUUAUGAGAAGGAUCUCACAAAGAGAGCAGAGUGUAUGCUAAAACAGGCCGACCGCCUCGGCUGCCGACAGUUUGUUACCGCCACCGAUGUCGUGUGUGGAAACGCCAAGCUCAACAUGGCCUUCGUGGCCACGCUCUUCAACAAACACCCGGCGCUCACCAAACCGGAGAACCAAGACUGGAUUCUGGAGAGCGAGACCAGAGAGGAGAGGACGUUCAGGAACUGGAUGAACUCUCUGGGAGUCAAUCCGCAUGUUCACCAUAUCUACGGUGAUCUGCAGAGCGCCAUGGUAAUUCUCCAGCUCUAUGAAAGGAUCAAGGUACCAGUGGACUGGGACAGCAGAGUCAACCACCCUCCAUUCAAGGGAGUAGGAGGAGGACAUUUAAAAAAGAUGGAAAACUGUACCUACGCUGUGGAGCUGGGAAAGACAAAAGCUGGUUUCUCCCUGGUGGGAAUCGGCGGACAGGACCUCUACGAUGGCAAUCAGACACUAACUCUGGCACUGGUGUGGCAGCUGAUGAGAAGGUACACGUUAAAUGUUCUUGAAGACCUUGGACAUGGAGAAGUCGCAGGAGACGAUUUAAUAGUUUCAUGGGUCAACAAGACUUUGGCUGGGGCCGGCAAGAGUUCCUCUAUCAAAAGCUUUAAGGACAAGGCAAUCGGUACCAGUAUACCAGUUCUGGACCUGAUCGAUGCCAUUCAGCCCCAGAGUGUGAACUUUGAGCUGGUUCAGCAAGGAAGUCUGUCAGACGAAGACAAACUGAACAAUGCCAAAUAUGCCGUUUCCAUGGCGAGAAAGAUUGGGGCCAAAGUCUACGCGCUGCCUGAGGACCUGGUGGAGAUCAACCCCAAAAUGGUGAUGACCAUCUUCGCCUGCCUGAUGGGGAGAGGCAUGAAUAGGGCGUAAAGGACACACACACACACACACACACACACACACACACACACACACACACACACACACACUGUCGUUGCCUGUGUGAUUGGAUGAUAUAUGAAGAGAGUGAACACACCUCUAUUUUCUUGUUCCUUUAAGCAGCCUUUCUUCUUUAGUUUUUCUGAAUCUGUUUUUCUUUGAGUGAUAGUGUCUGUGUCGUUGUCACAGUAAGAAACACUCAACUUCCCAUGUUGGCCAUAGAUAUGAAUGAAAGUGUGAAUGAGUUUGUCUAGAUCUGCCCAGUGCGUGCUGGGAUAGACUCCUGCCCAUUGAGAAAAUAAGUGAGUAAAAGGGUUUGUUUCUUUAAAUGUAAAGGCUGUGAUACAUGGGAACAUUUAAAGUCAAUGACUACUUAACAUCUAUCAGCGCUACUGAAAGCAAAUAAAUCAAGGUGAUGGUUCUUCCUCAGCAUUUCAGGUUGUUUUUAAAAAAAAAAAAAAAAACCUUUUUACUGCAGUCUCCUGGUCUUGCUUGCUGCAUUGCCUCAAGGUUUCCCAUGUGUCACUGCCUCAUGAUAUGGCCACUCAGUUCUGCUGUAUCCUCCAAUGUGCCAGCCAAUUCAAAGUUUGAGCAUUUAUUGUACUUAAGCCAUAAUACAAUUUUCACCUUUACACCUUUCGGCCUUUUAAAAAAAAUAUAUGACCAAAGCUGUGGUAUACUAUAGGCCGUUUAUGUCACUAAAAACUGUAAAACAUUUAAGUCCAUUUACUAACCCUGAAUACAGAUGUAAUUAAGGCUGUUUAAUGGUAUUGUAAGGGGAUGAUUAGUCGAUAGAUAAAUGGAUGUAAUAUAUUUCAACAAGGCACAAAUUUAGGUAUUAAUGGAUCAUCUUUAAGGACUUUUUAAGGGGUUAAACCAAACACUGACCAAAUGAAUGCAUGAAUGUCAUAUCUUAAUAGAAAUCUUAACAAGGGUCUUAAUUCUACAAUAAUUGUGACAGUUAUGCUAUUGGGCUAUUAGAGAAUUUGCAGAUAAUCCAUUAAACUCAGUUGAUAUACAAUACAUGUAUCAAUGAGUUGACCCAUAUUAAAUUUAUCCAGAAAAAACAAUAUAUUACAACCCAUUAAUGUGUCCAUUAUAUAUUCUAUUAAAUCUGGGGGUAUUAAAAGACCUGAAUGCUGUAUAAGAAUUCCUUAAAAUUGAUUUGCACCUUAAAAUAGUUCUGACCCCUAACUCUUAUCAAACCUCAUUAUUAAAACACUUUGAAGCUUCCAUUUUAGAGAAAUAAAAGUUAAUCUAUGCAACAGAUUCUUUUCUAAAUUGUUGACAUCUGAAAUGAAUAAACAGCCAUGAUCGAAAUGUGACUUUAGUUGUAAAACACAUUCUAAGACUGUUUUCUAUUACUGCCUUAGUCUAAAAUAUAAUUUUUUUUUGUCUUAAUGCUGCAGCUGAAUAUGUGGAUAUGUUUAAACAUUUCCCAGGUCUAUUGCUGCUGAUGUUAACAUUCCACUACUGUUCAGUUUUUUUCUUUUAUCCCAAAUGUUGAACUUUAUCGGACCUCUGGAAUUUCACUGUGGGCAAAAUGAUUGCUUGACAUGAAGCAAUACUUCCAAAACUCUGUACGAUCAGAUGUGAUGUUCAAAUAAUGUUCAAUAAAAACAUUUUCCAUGA